Cuscuta europaea is the source of this 1392-nucleotide messenger RNA. The record is from the annotation of a GenBank genome assembly. Lineage: Eukaryota; Viridiplantae; Streptophyta; Magnoliopsida; Solanales; Convolvulaceae.
GUCACAUUUGUGAUUUGUUUAUUGCACAGGGUUUUAAAAUGGACAUGCAUACCCAUUGAAAUAAUAGAAUGCGUACCACAGGAAUUUCGUGUGACAUCUGAUCUCAGUGCCGUUUGAAGUAAUCAAUAAGGUAAGGGAAAACUGUCAAUUACACCCUCGUACUAUGGGCGAACCCUCAAUUGAGCCCUCCUACUUCGAUAACCUUCAAUUGAAUCCGCCAAGUCUCCAAAAUCAAUCAAUUAGGUCUACAUUACCGGUUGGUUCCCGGUUUGCCUGUUCCUUGCCUUCCUGGCGCUGACGUGGACUUGCCUAUCGGUCUUUCAAUGCUGACUCACUUAAAUCAUUUAACUUCCCCUAUCCACCCCCAAUCAACACCACACUGUGCCCUAACCUUCAUUCACGACCUUAAUUCGAAGCUCUGCGAGAAGAUAAGCAACAUAGCACUCCUCGACGCUGGUCAUCCACUUCUCACCGUCGACCUCGUGACCAACAAUGGCCUCCUCGUCUACAGCAACGAGUACAAAAGAGCAAAGAAGCACUACAAAUUAUGAGCCUGCAGUGUACUGUUAGUGUGGAUUGAAAGCGCCGUUGUGCGUGGGAAGGGAGAGCGGAAGACAAUUCUAUGGGUGGAAUGAAGAAGCUGAAUACUAAUAUUCUAGCAAGUCAGGGAUGGAAUGUGGAUUUCAAUGGUGAUGAUGGAUAUGAAAUCAAGAAAGGAAGAGGGCAAUUCAAAGUCAGUCUUAAGAAGAGAUCAUGUUCUUGUAGAAGGUGGGAUCUCAGUGGUAUCCCUUGUGCCCAUUCCAUUUGUGCCAUCUAUGACAAGGGGGAGGAGGCAGAAGCAUACGUUGACCACUGUUACAGUAAGGAGAUGUACCAGAAAACUUACUCCUACACAUUGCAUCCUAUCAAUGGGGAGCUGUUAUGGCCUAGAACCCAGCAUGAAGAGAUCUUACCUCCUUUGCCAAAGAAGAUGAGUGGCAGACCCAAAAAGAAGCGUGUAAGGGAACAAAGUGAAGCACGUCCACCCAGUUCUUCACAACUCUCAAGAAAAGGGCGCAUCAUGACUUGCUCAUUGUGCGGAGGAGAAGGCCACAACAAGAAAUCAUGUCCUACCAAACAUGCUUCUACUACUGCAGGUACAGUGACUCCAAGUGCAAGAGGCAGACGCCCAAGAGGAGGAAGAGUGAAGAGGGGGGGCAAUACAAGCAGAAGGCAAUCAGGGUUUGGUGUGUAUGUCGAUGAAGCUACUAGUGAAACCAUUCUGGAACCUGGCCAGCCUGGAGAGACAGUGAUUGGAGAACAAUAGGAGGGAUUGCUUUAAUGAACAUUUAUGGAAGUAGUUUUUUGUCAUUAGGUGGAUGUAAUGAUAAUGUACUAUAUUGGGAUUGCUUU